AUGGAUAGGAAACGACUGUGUGUAGAGGUAGUAGGUGCACGGAAUCUCGAGAGUCCGCAGUCUGUGGAUGCUUACUGUGUCCUAGGGUUUUCUAAUGUCAAGACGAAGAAGCAACGUGGUGAUAAUAUGCCUGUCGCUGCUGCACGUUCCUCGACGGUUACAAAUUCCAGCAGUCCUACGUGGACUCAUGUAUCAGAGUUUAUCAUACCCCCUCGUCCAGCAAGCGUGAGAAUGAUAGUACAGCUCUAUAGCGAAAAGAAUUUCUUCUUUGACAUGUUUCCAUCCAGUAAUAGUAGCGCUAUUUCUGACAAGGAGGAAGAGGUAAAAAAAGUAAGUGACCAAACCACAUUUACAGUGAAAAAGGAGCCGACGAAGCCGCGAAUUUUCGUGAAUGGAUGGAAAGGAGUCCAGGAUAGUGACAGUGAUGAGGUCGUGACGCUUUCGGAAGAAGAAGAUGAUGAGGACGUCCAAGAGAGUGUUGAUAACGAUAAUGGCUGGCCAGUUAUUGAAGAGAACGUUGCCUGUGCAGUGGGAAAUAUCGACGACGAGAUGCUCGGCGUUGUUGAAAUUAAUUUGAGUUUGUUGUGCAAACCGUCAAGGGCUAUUACAGACUCGUGGUACAGCUUAGGUGGUACAAGAACGGGAGAAGUGAGGAUUCGAAGUAUUUGGUAUGAUCAUUCGACAAAGUCCCUUACGUCGCAGGAUCGCGACAUGCUGUUUGAAGAACACUUGACGCAUUCUGUUUUGAAGCCUAUGAAUGAUUUUUAUGGAUUCGCAAUACCGGAAGUAGCCAAGAGAGAUUGGGUACACUUGCGCUCGUACCAGGAAUGCCGAGAAGAAAGACGAAUUGAGGAUUGGACGAGGUUAUAUGGCACCCAACUACCUGAACGUCUUCGGCGCUGCUCGUAUAAGGAAAAAAACACGGAGGAGAAAACUCUUCUUGUGCAGUUGGCUCGGGCUGGAAUUCCUCGGCACCUGCGAGAACAAGCGUACAUGAAUCUAUCGGGAGCGGCUGAAAAGCAAUCGAAUGCAGGUUUGAACUAUUAUGUGAAUCUUGUAAAGCAAGCAGAGGCGAUCGAGACAGAGGCGUCCCGCCAAAUUGAGCUCGAUAUUGAUCGUACAUUUGGACAGUCUGAAACGACGAUAUGUUCCGAGUUGGGACGUGGGCAGCUGCGCCGUAUUCUCAGAGCGUAUUCUCUGCGGAACGCGUCCGUUGGCUAUUGCCAGGGACUAAAUUUUAUUGUGGCAUUUUUGAUGCUGAUGGCAAAUGAAGAAGCUGUUUUUUGGCUUUUGAGUGUAUUUUGUGAGGAUUUGUACCCAGGUUAUUAUUCUCCAGCCAUGGAUGAUAUUCAGAGAGACAUGUUGGUGCUAAAACAGUUGAUUGUUGAAGAGCUUGGGAAGCUCGAUGAGUCUACGUCGGAGGUGGGACUCCCGUUAGAGCUUCUAGGAUCUCAGUGGUUGUUGUGCUUGUUCACCACAACCUUUCCGAGCGAAACAGUGUACCGCAUUUUUGAUUGCCUUUUCACAGAGGGCCCAUCCUUUGUUUUUCCCGUCAUCAUAACGCACUUGCGGCAAAUGGAGCCAACAUUGCUGGGCUUACAUGAAUUCCAUGGUGUGCUGUCCUCGAUUAAGAACGCAGAAAGCGCAUGCAUUGAUGGUGAUAUGUUCAUGGCAGCAGUUUGCAAGGAAGCCGAGAGCAUCACUGCCAUUAGGAUUCAAAAACUUCGCGAGGCGCAAUCUGGAUUCGUGCUUACCGAAAUGGACCGAGCAGAACGUGCUCGUUCAUUUAGCCAGCAGUUGGCUAUCGUUUACCAGAUCCCUGCAUUUUCAAGCUAUGCAGCGGGGCUCCUUCGUUUUUUUCACGAGGAGGCCGAAGGAUCCUCAUGCACAAAUGUGGCCUUUGUAUUGACUAUGCUCUGUCAUGGCCUUGUGUGGCUUGCCGAGCAGUCCAAGCGCUGGAAUCGCUAG
Peronospora belbahrii is the source of this 1968-nucleotide messenger RNA. The record is from the annotation of a GenBank genome assembly. Lineage: Eukaryota; Oomycota; Peronosporomycetes; Peronosporales; Peronosporaceae.